AUGGCUGUAAUGAAGUCUGCAAAUGAUCUUGACAACAUGAAGAACGACAUUUCUGAUUCAGAGAUGCAUGUUAUUGUAGAAGAAUUUGAGGCGCAAAGUGUUGAUGUUGAUUGUGGGAACGAUGACAUUGAGUUUGUUUGGGAAAGAGAAAUAACUUCACCAUUUAAGGCCACGCGCAACGUGCUUUUUAAUUGUAACAUGAAAAUUUAUUUGCAAAAUAUUCCAAGAAAGGUUGUCGAGGGGUGUGUUACAAGGUCUACAGGUACGGAAGUGAAUAUCAUUGAUGUUGAUAAUGGAAAUUGGUAUGGAAAUGAAUUACACAGUGCAAAGCGAAACAAAGAUGAAAUGUUUGUAGGCAAAGGGUGGUAUGAAUUUGCGAAAGAAAAAAAACUCAAGAAAGGUGAUGUGUUGGGCUUUACGUUUGAUCCAUCAAAAGGUUUCUUGUAUGAGGAGAAUAAAAAUAACUGA
Messenger RNA from Lathyrus oleraceus (garden pea), 468 nucleotides. RefSeq lists its product as uncharacterized. The transcript is spliced from 2 exons. The record is from RefSeq and is a predicted model, not a curated record. Bases 1 to 468 code for a protein of 155 amino acids. Lineage: Eukaryota; Viridiplantae; Streptophyta; Magnoliopsida; Fabales; Fabaceae. Gene Ontology annotation, molecular function: DNA binding.